CGCUGGGAGGUGGUUUUACCGCAGUGGAGGGGCGGGGUGGGGGCGGGUGGGAGCGCGGAAGAGGCUCUGGCUUGUAUACUUCGUCAAAGGCACGCUGGGGGGAGGGGAGCUCGGAAUGCGCUCUCCAUCCAUUAGGAGACAAAGAGCAAAUUGCCUUACUUAAAGUAAAACGCUCCGGCUAGUGAAGGUGCUCUCCGCUGCCUGCCACGGCUUCCAGGUAGGACAUGCAGGUUGUCCUGGCAGGUGCGUCUGUGCAGCUGGGAAGCAGAAGCCUCAUCUGAAAAUGGAAAGAUAAGACGAGGUCCGGCCUGUGUGACAGAACGCUGUGCCUGCUCUGGCCGGGGAGCCCUAGUCCCGGAGAUGGAUCGCACUCGUGAGGCCGAGGUGGAGCUGAGAAGGGGGCCCGAGCCACGGGCCAGCAGAGGCCCCGAGAUGGAUGGAGAGGCCCUGAGCCAUAGCUGCUGCAUCUGUGGCAAGAGCUUCCCCUUCCAGAGCUCCCUGUCCCAGCACAUGCGCAAGCACACGGGGGAGAAGCCCUACAAGUGUCCCUACUGUGACCACAGGGCUUCCCAGAAGGGCAACCUCAAGAUCCAUAUCCGCAGCCACCGCACGGGCUCCCUGAUCCAGGGCCGCGAGCCGAGGCUGGGGAGCUGCGCGUGUCCGAGGGCCCUGGACGGCUUGCACCAGCCCACCAAGAGCACCUCCGCCUGCAACAAGAUCCUCAAUGGGGCCGCCCCGGUGGACGACAGCAAGAUCCUGCUGCGCAGCAGCAAGAAGGAGGCAGGGGGCCGCUGCGCCCCGGUCGAGGGCAAGGCGGCCACCCAGUGCUCCUUCUGCAAGUGCAAGUUUGAGCGCAAGAAGGACCUGGAGCAGCACGUGCACCAGGCCCACAAGCCCUUCCGGUGCCGGCUGUGCAGCUACAUGACGCUGCGGGAGGAGUCCCUGCUGAGCCACAUUGAGAAGGACCACAUCACCGCGCAGGUGCCCAGUGGGGCCGAGGCCUACGUGGAGAACGGCAAGCCUGAGCUGCCCCCCGGGGAGUUCCCCUGCGAGGUGUGCGGCCAGGCCUUCAGCCAGACCUGGUUCCUGAAGGCUCACAUGAAGAAGCACAGGGGCUCCUUUGACCACGGCUGCCACAUCUGUGGCCGGAGAUUCAAGGAGCCGUGGUUCCUCAAGAACCACAUGAAGGCGCACGGGCCCAAGACCGGGAGCAAGAACAAACCCAGGAGCGAGCCGGACCCCAUCGCCACCAUCAACAACGUGGUGCAGGAGGAGAUGAUCGUGGCUGGCCUGUCCCUCUACGAAGUCUGCACCAAGUGCGGGAACCUGUUCACUAACCUGGACAGCUUGAACGCGCACAACGCCAUCCACCGCAGGGUGGAAGCCGGACGCUUGCGGGCCCUGGCCGGGGAGGGCUCGGUGCAGGGCGGCGCCCCGGACUCCCAGCAGCUCUUCCUUCGGUGCCUCAACCUGCGGCCUGCGCUGGCCGGGGCGCCCGCCCGCGGGCAGGCGGGGCGGCGCGUGGCCGAGCUGGACCCGGUCAACAGCUACCAGGCCUGGCAGCUGGCCACGCGGGGCAAGGUGGCCGAGCCGGCCGAGUACCUCAAGUACGGGGCGUGGGACGAGGUGCUGGCCGGGGACGUGGCCUUCGACAAGGAGCGGCGCGAGUACAUCCUGGUGAGCCAGGAGAAGCGCAAGCGCGAGCCGGAGCCGGGCGCACAGGGGCCCCCGCGCAAGCGCGCGGGUGUGCCCGGGGACCCCCUGCCCGGGCCCCUGGACCCCAGGCCGGCCGCCCGCCCCAGUCGCCGCGCCGCCGCGCCCGCGGGCCACGGCAAGUCGUCCGAGUGCUUCGAGUGCGGCAAGAUCUUCCGCACGUACCACCAGAUGGUCCUGCACUCGCGGGUGCACCGCCGCGCGCGCCGAGACCGCCACGGCCCCGGGGAGCGCGCGCCCCGUGCGCGCUGCGGCUCGCUCAGCGAGGGCGACUCGGCCUCGCAGCCCAGCAGCCCGGGCUCAGCUUGCGGGGCCGCCGCUGACUCCCCGGGCUCCGGCCUGGCUGACGAGGCUGCGGACGAGAGCGGAGAGGACGGGGCGGCGGACCCUGCGGCAGGGGGAAAGCCUCUCCACUUCCGCUUUUCUGAAGAGGCAGCCUCGACCGCGCUCGCCAGCGGAGACCAGGGUUGCGCGCCCGGGACUGCCACAUCACACACGGACACCGGGGAGCCCGGAGUGGGGAGCGCAGCCUCUGCGUCCGCACUCGGAAACAGGAGCCGAGACGCUUCCAAGAGAGCAGAGCAGCCCCGGUUUUCCGUGGGCGUCAAAAUGCCGGCGUUUCACCCGAAGCAGGAGGUUGUGGUCUCCAGGGACGCCGCCGACUUCCCUUCACGUUCAGAUCAGACUUUCCCCGAAGGAGCCGACCUGCCGCUCCUGUCCGCGAGCCCGGCUCAGCCCCUGAAGGAGAAGCCGUCUGAUUUGCACAUGAAGGAGCACACUGCAGGGGGCCGGAGGGUGCCCGCCCCAGACCUGGCCCCCCUGGACCUCAGCGAGAGGUCUAGCCGGGACGACCCCAGCCACAAGGAGCUGGCCUCGUCCCUGCAGGCUGCGCUGGCCGUUCACCCGUGUCCUUACUGCAACCACAAGACCUACUACCCAGAGGUCCUGUGGAUGCACGAGCGUGUCUGGCACAGGGUCAGCUGCAGCUCCGUGGCCCCCCAGUGGAUCCAGCCCAACGGCUACAGGAGCAUCAGGAACAACUUGGUUUUCCUUGCCCGGAGUGGACGCACGGGCCCCCCGCCUGCCCUCGGGGGCAAAGAGUGCCAGCCACUGCCCAUUGCCCGGUUCACACGCACUCAGGUGCCAGGUGGGGCGCCGGGGCCCAAAGGCAGCCCCUCGCCCCUGGGCAUGGCCACGAAAGCUGCCAGCCUGCCUAAGAGCAAGGACAGCCACUCUGGGGGCCCUUGUGCGCUUUGGGUGGCCAGCCCCGAUGGGCCCCGACAGGCCAAAGCCGGCCACGCCCCUGAGCCACACGGCGCCCCAGCGCAGCCGUCCCUGCCGAAGCCCAGGCAGGAGGCCGGCCCGAGAGCGGGGCCCGUGGCAGGCGGCGGUGGCUUCAGCCGAUGUGCCACCCCCACGCCCUCCGUCAUCGCCCGAGCAGGAGCCCAGCCCCCCACAGGUGGCAGGCCGGGGGACACGUAUGUCAUCCCUCCCACGGGGUCCAGCCUCGGCCCCCCACAGAAGCACAGUGCCCCGGACCUUCCGAAAGCCAAAUUCAGCCCUCAGCCUCAGGGUCCGCCGCACGGGAAAGGCGACGGGGGCCCCCCUCUACCUCCCCGUGAGCCCCCCUCCAAGGCUGGCCUGGAGCUGCGGCCGCCCACCAGCUGCGGAGCGGGCCCCAGGGGGAGCGCGGCCGUGCAGGCCGGCAAGCCGGAGCCUGCAUCGGACGGCCGCGAGAAACGCCUGGACAUCCUCAGUGUCUUUAAGACGUACAUUCCAAAGGACUUCGCUUCUCUCUACCAGAGCUGGGGUGCCAGUGGCCCUGCACUUGAGCACAGAGGACGUUUUCCUUUCGCCCCUGACGCUCCCCACCUGCACACCACCCACGGCCACUACCGCCCAGGGCCGCCCUGGACGCAGGCCCGCCUAGGAGACACCUUGUGUGUGGUGCGUGGGAAGCACUUGCACCAGCCCACAUGUGCACGCGUGCCCACACAGGUACCCCGCCCACCGCUGAGCCUGGGCCAGCCGCGGACCAGGGGGGUGCUGGGGAGCUGAGCCGCCUCUGCCUGGGCUGCAUCCCCAGCCACGGGCUUGUGAGUCCCCAAGAGGCACUGCACCCCAGACUCCUCCAGCCCCCAGAGUGGUCUUCCCUGCGCAUCCGAGGGGCGUGUGCUUCAAUUUGAGAUAAGCCUGUUUGCAAAUGCCCCAUUUUAAUUAGGGUCAAGUCCUCAGCAGCAGAUAUGCUAAUGAGCCCUGCAGCCCCCAGAGCGUGCCCCAGUCACCAUGCUCCAUCUGCGUGACAUGUGCUGCGGGGGCUGUUCUCGUGGACGCUGACUGGCCGUGGCACGGUGUCCCCAGGGCCCCCCACACUGGUCUGUGCCAGUGGCAGAAGCUCUUGGCCUGUGUGUGCCGAGCUUGCCCGCGAUGGUGCAGGCCGAGAGUCCUGCAUGGGGAGCUGGGUGGCACGGGCAGAGCGACAGAGGCCACACGGUGAGUAACGCAGGAGGAGGGUCCCAGCAUACAGACGCGGUAAUUAAUGCCGCCAGCGACGGUUUUCUUCAGCAGCGGGGUCUGAAGUAGAAAGAGCCGUGGUCCUGGGCAGCUCCCCCCACCCCAUCCCUUACAGUAAGUGUGGGUGGAAAUUGGUAUUUUCCGGCCACGGGCUAGGUGCUGGCAUCUUUUUUGUGCAAGUGCUUUGUCUGUAAUGGCCUUGCUUGGCACGGUGUUGUGUUGGGGCUGGCUUGCGCCUGCACUGGCGCACCCCGUGUUCCCACAGUGGUGCUGGAGUCAUGACCCCCAGGUGCUGAACGAACCCACGCCCCUGAACAAGCAGGUCUUCCGGUUAACCGGACGUCGGGCUUUAAUGUGGCUGCUGGGAAGAGGCGUGCCGUGGCGCUCAGCACGACAGCCCCUGGCGGUUUUCCUUUCCCCAGAAGCGUACAGAACUGCAUUGCUUUGGUGGGGAGCUGGCCCCUCAGGUCAGUCUGGGGCAGUCGACAAAGCCCAUGGCCGUCGUGGCCCUGAGCGACAAGGAUGUGGCGGGCAGGUGUGCGCAGCGCUCUUGGUCCUGCUGGAGGUCCGCGCAUGGCCGUGCCUCCCCUGCCAGACGCUCCUGCCCCCCCACCCGGGCUGUUUUCGCACAGGUUUGUUCGGGACGAGUUCUGCCCUCUUCUUUGUCCUGGCGCGUUGGUCCUCCUCCGUGAGACGCACCAGGCGGGCUGUGGCGCAAACGGCUGUGUCUGCGCCAGGAUCUGGUUCCCUGCCUGACACACUCGCUGGCACAGCCACCGUGCACGGGCACCGUGGGCACGCACGCCUGAUGUGUGUGGCCUGGUGCGUGUGGCCUGCGUGUGUUCACCGCUCGGUGUCCCCGUGGUGUGCCGCGCCAUUGGAGGGGUUCAGUGCGAGCUCCUGUCGCGGGACACGCACCGUCCUCAGUGGCCUAGCAGGUCGUCCUGGGCUAAGGGCUCUCCCCGCUCCUGUCCCCUCACAGAACAUCCCUGUGCCCUCUCCUCCCACGGGCACUUUCCGCUGACAUUCUCGCUUCCUGACGGGAUUCUGUAGCUGCUCGCUGUGCCCUUUGUAAAGGGAGCGGUGUCUCUGCGGCCAGGGCAACUGUCCAGGCCCCAUCGCGGGUCAGCGCACGCUCAUGGGUCCCAUCCAACCAGCGUAACCGUCCGCGGGAUUCUUGGCUGCCGAGGGUGGGGACGGUGACGGCGGCCUCCCGCUGUGUCUCUCGAGAAGGGAAGCUUCGCUGCGAAGCUGUCAGGGGAGCGGCCACUGCCACACAGGGCGGACUUCGCCCGGAGCGGCCUGUCCUGCACUAGCUGCUUGUGUCUUACUGCGAUUUUAGAACGUCUGCCGGUUGCUAAAAAGCCUGUUCUUCAUGUCACCGACUGAACGCCCGGUUGUCGGUUGUGUGGUAGCGUUUUCCAGUCAGUGGUUUCUGUCUGUCCAUGAAACCGGCUGUUUUAGCGUAGAAAGAAGUUACUUGGUGGUGCUGUGACCUUUUCGGACGUAAGUAAUGUCUCUCCAGAUGCGGAGUUAACAGAUCUCUGCCCAGACGUGGCCUCAGCUGGGGUUCGCGGGUCCUACGGGCUUAGACGCCCUUGUGGCGGACUCGCCGCAGCGGGUUUGCGGGACGUGGUAACGCGGUUGCGCUGGGGCUGGAGAGUGCGCUGGAGGUUACAGCUGGCGUCAGGGCAGAGUGUCCGUGGCCCACAGGCGACCCGUUGCAUCUCCCUAGGGCGUGGCUUUCCGCCGAGAGUGUUGGGUGAUGCGCGACGCCCGGCGGACCCACCAGGAGCUCGGCGAGGUUCUUUGGGGUCGCGCGUCCGGUGUUGGUGCCGCGCUCCUUCCGCUCCACCUCCUGUCACAGGGUGUCCCUGUCGCAGGGACAAGCAGGUCAGCGAGCCUCGUCACAGGCUGUGUCUUCCGCUAUGUCUUUGUUACGGUACUUACGUUGGGGUUUCGUAACAGUUGGUACCCAUGCUGGACUAUGACCGAGAAAGGAUGCGUUUAUGUUUCUCUGGGCCUGUGGACUCAAGUUCUGCAGUUUUGUACUUAACCGACUGACCUGUGGGCUUCCUGUCCGCAGGGAUGCACGUUACGUGCUCUAAGCUGCCGUUCCCUCUCAGAGCCGGGCCCUCCGUGGGUCAGCUGUCCUUUGGUCCAGCCGUGGGACACACUCGCUCAGGCUUCCGAUCCUGACGUUGUGCUGGAUUACCUGCCCCUCCCACUGGAGCUGCUGGUUUGCUUAAUUCCUAGGUGGAGGUCAUGGCCCCUGGUCCAACUUCUUGUCCUUUGUUACAUUUAAAGUAGCCUUUUUUUUUUUUUUUUUUAAGUUUUAUUUAUUUGAGAGAGCGAGCAAGGUCCGCUUUUGAACUGUUGAGACCUUGGGGUC
Molecule: messenger RNA, 6619 nt
Organism: Lutra lutra (Eurasian river otter)
Lineage: Eukaryota; Metazoa; Chordata; Mammalia; Carnivora; Mustelidae
Gene: ZNF516
Product: zinc finger protein 516
Biological process (GO): regulation of DNA-templated transcription
Cellular component (GO): nucleus
Molecular function (GO): DNA-binding transcription factor activity, RNA polymerase II-specific; RNA polymerase II cis-regulatory region sequence-specific DNA binding
Source: RefSeq, a predicted model, not a curated record